This is a messenger RNA of Nelumbo nucifera (sacred lotus), 1011 nucleotides long. NCBI's taxonomy places the organism in Eukaryota, Viridiplantae, Streptophyta, Magnoliopsida, Proteales, Nelumbonaceae. The record is from RefSeq and is a predicted model, not a curated record.
AUGGAUGUGAAUAAUGCCUUUCUUCUUGGAGAACUUGAUUGUGAGAUAUAUAUGGAGCAGCCAAAAGGGUUUGAAAGUCAAAAUCAUCCAAAUUAUGUUUGCAAAUUACGGAAAGUUUUACAUGCAUUAAAACAAGCACCACGAGCGUGGUAUGGAAAGAUAGCUGAGUUUUUAGUCCGAUCUGGAUUUUCAAUUACAUCAGCAGAUUCAAGCUUAUUUAUAAAAACUCAAAAUAGUAAGAUCUCCAUUGUUCUUGUUUAUGUAGAUGAUCUCAUCAUCGCUGGAGAUGAUGAAAGAGAUAAUCAAAGGAUAAAAGAGAACCUUUCUAUACGGUUCCAAAUGAAAGAGCUUGGAGAGCUCAGACAUUUUCUUGCGCUAGAACUUGAAAAAGUAAAAGAUGGAAUGUUUCUCUAUCAGCACAAAUACACAAAGGAUCUCUUAGAGAAGUAUGGAAUGGUCGACUACAAACCUAUUUCUAAACCAAUAGAUCUGAAUGCAAAGCUACAUGCAGAUGAAGGAGAAGAACUAAAAGAACCGACGAUGUACCGACAACUAGUAGGUAAUUUAAUCUACCUAACAAUGACUUGUCCUGAUAUAACCUUUGCAGUUGGAGUGAUGAGUCGUUUCAUGCAGAAUCCCAAGAAACCUCAUCUUCAAACAGUUCGUCGAAUCCUACGAUAUGUGAAAGGAACUGCUGACUUUGGAAUUCUUUACGAAAAGAAAGAAGAAUGUCAAGUUUCUGGAUUCUGUGAUGGUGAUUAUGCAGGAGAUCUGACAACAAGAAGAUCCACAUCAGGAUACAUUUUCAAACUUGGUUCAAGGGCAAUAUCAUGGUGCAGUAAGAGACAACCAACAGUGUCCUUAUCAACAGAAAUGGCAACACAAGAAAGCACUUGGUUAUCACAACUACUAAGAGACAUGCAUCAACAAAUUGACAAACCAAUUUCAUUAUAUUGUGAUAAUCUAUCUGCAAUAGUUUCCGGUAUUCCAUGCAAGGACAAAACAUGUUGA